GGCGGUGGGGUUGGCACGUGGGGAGCGGCGGAGCCAUGGGCAGGGCACCGGGACCGGGACACAGACGGGGACAGAAACCAGGAUCGGGACAGGGACAGAAACCGGGAUCGAGACCGGGACAGAAACCGGGAUCGGGACAGGGAUCGGGACAGAGACUGGGACAGAGAUGGGGACAGAAACCGGGAUCGGGACCGGGGCAGAUAUCGGGACAAGCCGCCCUACAACACAGUAGGAAGCAGAAGUUGGACAACAUGAAGCCCAAGCACCCGGACGAGCAGGAGAUCCCCUUCCGCCUGCGGGAGCUCAUGCGGAGCCGGGAGGCCAUGAAACGCCCGGGGCCCGGGAAGCAGAAAGCAGCAGAGAAGAAGCAGCCCAAGCCAAAGGGCCCCGGAGCCCAGGGGGACGUCCCCGUGCCCCGGUUCAGGAGAGGGAAGGGGGAGUCGGAGCGCUCCUUUGUGUGCCGCAUGGAGCAGGAGGUGCAGCGCGUCCUGUUCCUCACCGAGAACCAGCCACAGCAGCAGCCGGAGCAGGAGCUGGUGGCACCCAAGUCCAAGAGGAAGAAAGCGUUUCAGAAUAAGAAGCUGGAAAAAGCUCGGAGGAAGAAGGAGGAGAAGAAAGAGGCCAUGCUGGAGAAGAGCCUGUUCCAAGACACGGUGGCAUUUGGGGACGUGGUCACACAGCCACCAACCAUCACAUCCCGGCCCCGGGGCCGCGGCCCUGCCGAGCAGGCUGGGCGGAAGCGGCUGCUCCUGACCCCGCGCCUGGGCCGGAGCCUGGCAGCGCCGGAAGCGCCGGUGUCCAUGGCUCGGCAGCGCAUCGUGGCGGAGGAGAGGGCUCGUGUCAUCCAGGCCUACCGGGACAUCCAGAGGCGCAAGCUGCAGCAGCGGGAGGCGGCAGAGGCCAGGACCGAGGCCAGACGCAGGCUCCAGCGCUGAGCAUAGCGUGGUCACCAUGGAGCGGGCAGGCAGCAGGCAGGCAGCGGGCAGGCAGCAGGCAGGCAGCGGGCAGGCAGCGGGCAGGCAGCACCGGGCCCCAGGACUUGAAGGGGACGCUGUCCUGAUGCUGCUCUGCUGUUGCCAGGCCCUGGGACUCCCCAUAGCCCCAAACCUAAGCUCAGGGCACCCCAUGGGCUCAGUGCUGGAGCUGGUGCGGCCCCAGCGCCAAGGACAUGCUUGUAGUAAAGGUGCCAUUGAGUGCUGA
Melopsittacus undulatus (budgerigar) is the source of this 1200-nucleotide messenger RNA. It is a transcript of the gene CCDC137, whose product is annotated as coiled-coil domain containing 137. The transcript has 6 exons. The record is from RefSeq and is a predicted model, not a curated record. NCBI's taxonomy places the organism in Eukaryota, Metazoa, Chordata, Aves, Psittaciformes, Psittaculidae. Gene Ontology annotation, cellular component: nucleus. Bases 36 to 935 code for a protein of 299 amino acids.